This is a messenger RNA of Papaver somniferum (opium poppy), 1281 nucleotides long. RefSeq lists its product as uncharacterized. The transcript has 4 exons. Lineage: Eukaryota; Viridiplantae; Streptophyta; Magnoliopsida; Ranunculales; Papaveraceae. Bases 1 to 1281 code for a protein of 426 amino acids. The record is from RefSeq and is a predicted model, not a curated record. Gene Ontology annotation, molecular function: RNA-DNA hybrid ribonuclease activity; nucleic acid binding.
AUGCAUCAUAAGCACGAGAAACUUCUUUCUAAAAUUCUAGGGAUAAAAUUUAUGAGUUCUUCUGAGAAGUACUUAGGUACUCAUCUUUUCGUUAAUAGAGAUAAAACUAAAUCUUUUCAAUUUUUAAUAGAUAAAUUCUAUACCAGAUUAGGAAAUUCAAAAAAAUCUAGUCUGAAUGUUGCUGGUAGAACUGUGGUGACAAAGCAUGUGUUAUCUAGUCUUGCUGUUUAUCAUAUGUCUUGUUUCCCAUUUCCUAAGAAGAUUACUUCAAAAAUUGAUUCUAUUCAAAGAUCUUUUUGGUUGUCCAAGAAAUACUCUAGGCAUGCUGUUUAUUUUCGUUCUUGGGGAGAUAUAGGAAAGGAUAAAAGAUGUGGUCGGCUUGGUACUAGGAAUACUUAUGCUACCAACAAAGUUUUUAUAGCUAAACUUGGUUGGAGAAUUAUUCAAAAUCCUGAUCACUUAGUUUCAAAUUUUUUGAAAGACAAAUAUGUCAUUAAUCAAAAUCUGCUGGAAAUUGAUAAAGCAGCUAAUUAUAACUCUUGGAUUUGGAAGGAUGUUGUUAGAAUUAGGACUAUUAAGGUUAAUCUUCUUCUUAAAGAUCAAAUUAUGUGGGCUCAUACCAAAGAUGAUUCUUAUACUAUUAAAUCUGCGUAUAAAGUUUAUAAGAAUGAAAUUAGUAAUGGGGAAAAAGCUUUGUUUUGGAAAAAGUUUGAUGAUAGAUUAGGGCAGUCCCUUUUUGUGGUUAAUUGGCCAAGUCUAGGUGCAAUAGUUAUGUGGUGUAUUUGGAAACUUAGAUGCGAUGUGGUUUUCAGUAAAGUUGCUAUUGAUAUUGAUAAAAUAACCCUUAACUCGAAAAGAAUGAUAAACGCUUAUAUAGCUGCUCCUAACAAGAUUCAGAAAACUAAUAUGGAAGUUAAAAUUCUUAUUAAUUUGGUGGAUCAUUUUCUGUUCACUGAUAGUUCUUUCAAGAAUUUUAACAUGGGUAUUGGUAUGAUUCUGUGUGAUAAUGCAGGAACAAUAGUUCAAUCGCGUUCGGACUUUGGUCUGAUUUCUGAUGCAGUGGUUGGUGAGACGACUGCUCUGUUUUUUGCCAUCUCCUGGGCAAAGGAGAUCAAUUUUUCUAAAGUCUUGUUUAUCUAUGACUGCCUUCAAGUAGUGGAUUUUGUUAAUGGAAGCAGUGUUUGUGUCGAAUGGAGAUGCAAGGAUAUUUUGGUGGACUGCAAAUCUUUACUCUUAAGUAAUAAUAAUUUUAAGGAGAAGACCCUUGUUGAACGUUUGUAA